Microsporum canis CBS 113480 is the source of this 1590-nucleotide messenger RNA. RefSeq names its product choline transport protein. The coding region runs from base 1 to 1590 and encodes 529 amino acids. Gene Ontology annotation, cellular component: membrane. The record is from RefSeq and is a predicted model, not a curated record. Gene Ontology annotation, molecular function: transmembrane transporter activity. Gene Ontology annotation, biological process: transmembrane transport. The transcript is spliced from 3 exons. Lineage: Eukaryota; Fungi; Ascomycota; Eurotiomycetes; Onygenales; Arthrodermataceae.
AUGGACGAGAGCAUCGGCCCCAAGGUGGAGAGAUAUCCAUCUCCUCCCAGCUCUGGGGACGAGAAGGGGUCCGUCGACAGCGAUGCGGCCAAGCUGGCGGCCAUGGGCUACACCCAGGACAUGACUCGCAAGUUCUCGGUGCUGUCUCUGCUCGCCGUCGGUUUCUCGCUCACCAACUCGUGGUUUGGCAUCUCUGCCUCCCUGGUGACCGGCAUCAACUCGGGCGGCGCGGUGCUGACCAUCUAUGGCAUCCCGUGGAUCGCAUUCAUCUCGACCUGCGUGGGCAUCACCCUGUCCGAGCUCGCCAGCGCCAUGCCCAAUGCCGGGGGACAGUACUUCUGGGCCAACGAGCUCGCUCCCAAGAACUAUGCGAACUUCGCCUCGUACCUGACCGGCUGGUUCGCCUGGUCCGGCAGCAUCUUCACCUCUGCCAGCGUUGCCCUGGGCCUAGGGGCGGCCGCCGUGGGUAUGUGGCAGAUGGGCCAUCCAGACUUCUCCCCCCAGCCGUGGCAUACGGUUGUCGCAUACCAGGUGAUAAACGGCUUCGCCUUUCUCUUCAACUGCGUGGGAAGGCUUCUCCCCAAGAUCGCGACGGUCACCCUGUACACCUCCCUGAUCUCCUUCAUCACCAUCCUCAUCACCGUCCCGGCGAAGGCGCCCACGCACCAAUCCGCCAAAUUCGUCUUUGCUACCUUCAUCAACUCCACGGGCUGGAAGCAGGAUGGGAUCGCCUACCUGGUCGGCCUGAUCAACACCAACUGGGUGUUUGCCUGUCUCGAUGCCGCAACACACAUGGCCGAAGAGGUCGCAGCCCCUGAACGGUCGAUCCCCAUCGCCAUCAUGGGCACCGUCGCCAUCGGCUUCGUCACCGCGUGGUUCUACGUGAUCUCCAUGUUCUUCAGCCUGAACGACUUCAACACCGUGGCCAAGUCCCCGACCGGAGUCCCCAUCCUCGAACUGUACUUCCAGGCUCUGGGCAGCAAGGCCGGCGCCAUCGUGCUCGAGUCUCUCGUCCUGGCUACCGGAAUCGGCUGCCAGAUCGCCUCUCACACAUGGCAGUCUCGCCUAUGCUGGUCCUUUGCUCGCGACCGCGGCCUCCCUUUCCACACCUCCCUGGGCCUGAACACGAUCAACCGGAAGCUCGAUGUGCCCCUGGCCGCGCACUCCUUCAGCUGCGCCAUCGUUGGUCUCCUCGGGCUCUUGUUCCUGGGCUCCUCGACCGCGUUCAACAGCAUGGUCACUGCAUGCAUCGUGCUGCUGUACGUGUCCUACGUCAUUCCUGUUGUCUGUCUGCUCAUCAAGGGCCGCAAUAACAUUCCUCAUGGACCCUUCUGGUUGGGCAACUUUGGCCUCGCCGCGAAUAUAGUUCUGCUUGCCUGGACCUUAUUCACUCUGAUCAUGUACUCUUUCCCUUCAGUCUAUCCCGUCACCGCUGGGACGAUGAACUAUGUCUCUGUUGUCUACUUCGUCGUCAUCGUCAUCAUCGUUGCCGACUGGUUCCUUCGAGGUAAGCGGGAAUACCGUGGUCAAACCGCCCGGCAUGAGGAUGCUGAAGUCCUGCAUCGACGCGGUAGCGUUGUACAAAACUAG